Molecule: messenger RNA, 2972 nt
Organism: Amphiprion ocellaris (clown anemonefish)
Lineage: Eukaryota; Metazoa; Chordata; Actinopteri; Pomacentridae
Product: signal transducer and activator of transcription 4
Exons: 24
Coding region: 147-2363 (738 amino acids)
Biological process (GO): cytokine-mediated signaling pathway; response to peptide hormone; cell surface receptor signaling pathway via JAK-STAT
Molecular function (GO): DNA-binding transcription factor activity, RNA polymerase II-specific; RNA polymerase II cis-regulatory region sequence-specific DNA binding
Source: RefSeq, a predicted model, not a curated record
CCUGAACAGACAUCAACUGAAAACGAAAGUCAAAGAGGGAAACAAGCGCACAUGUUGAGUCAGACUGACGGGAAAGCAGCGCAGCAACAUCUCAGCACUCUUUGGUGACAACAGGUGUGUGUCCUGUGGCAUCUGUACACUGCAGCAUGAGCCAGUGGAAACAGAUUCAGCAGCUGGAGAUCAGACUCCUGGAGCAUGUGGACUAUCUGUAUGACGAUAAUUUCCCCAUGGACAUCCGACAGGGGCUGGCCAGCUGGAUCGAGGCUCAGGAUUGGGAAACAGCGGUUAAUGAUGAGUCGAUGGCUGCAGUGAUGUUCACCAACCUGCUGUCCCAACUGGACAGGGUGCGAUCGCAGGAGCAGAACUUCCUACAAAGACACAAUAUGAAAAUUAUACAGCAGCAGCUGCAGCUGAAAUACACGACCAACCCUGCCAUCAUGGCCAGAGUUAUCUCCACUUGCCUCAGGGAAGAGCGACGUAUUCUCUCCAGCGCCUGCACAGAGGAACAGGGUCCACUGGAGAAAUCGCUGCAGAAUUCUGUGGCCUUUGAGAGGCAGAAGAACAUGGACAACAGAGUUGGGAUCAUCAGGGGCAGUGUGCAGUUGAUGGACCAGGCUGUGAAAUACAUUGAGGACAUGCAGGACGACUUUGAUUUCCGCUACAAGACACUGCAGUCUCGAGAAUCAUCAGAUAGGAACUCUGAAACGAUGAAACAAGAAGUGACAAAACUACAGGAAAUGCUGAACAGACUUGACUUUAAAAGGAAGGAGAUUUUGUCAAAGAUGGAUGUUGUCAUCAAAGAGAUCGAUGAUCUGGUGACUUCUCAGCUCAACCCGGAGCUGCAGGACUGGAAGCGCAGGCAGCAAAUCGCUGCCAUUGGAGGCCCUCUGCUUACUGGCCUGGACCAGCUGCAGAGCUGGUUCACUCUGACAGCACAGAGUCUCUUCCAGAUCAAGCGUCAGCUGGACAAACUGGGGGAGCUGGUUGUAAAGGUCACCUAUGAGAGCGACCCAAUACCUCUGCAGAAACCUCAGAUGGAAGAACGAGUUAAAUACCUCAUCUACCAUCUCAUCAAGAGUUCAUUUGUGGUGGAGAAGCAGCCAUGCAUGCCCACUCAUCUUCAGAAACCCCUCAUCAUCAAGACCGGAGUACAGUUCACAACCAAAGUCAGACUCCUGGUUAAACUUCCAGAAGUGGAUUAUCAGCUGAAAGUGAAAACAACUUUUGACAAGGAUCUCCCCCCUGGCAGAGUAAGUCGUCAGUUUUUCAUCCUGACCAACAACACUAAAGUCAUGGAUAUUGAGGACUACUCUAACGGCUGCCUCUCAGUGGAGUUUAGACACCUGCAGCUGAAAGAGAAGAAAUAUAUCAAUGGCACAAAGGGGAGUGAGGGCCUGCUCUCUGUGACAGAAGAACUUCACUCUCUCAGUUUUGAGGCAUGCUUCACGGUGCAGGGCCUCACCAUCGAUCUGGAGACAUGCUCCCUGCCACUAGUGGUGAUCUCCAAUGUGAGCCAGCUGCCUGGAGGAUGGGCCUCCGUCAUGUGGUACAACCUCCUGACUGAUGAGCCAAGGAACUUGGCGUUCUUUGGGAACCCACCUCGGGCCAACUGGAGCCAGCUCUCUGAAGUCCUCAGCUGGCAGUUCUCCACUUUUGCUGGUCGAGGUCUCAACAAAGAGCAGCUCGCAAUGCUGGGAGAAAAGCUUUUUGGUCAGCAUGCCUCCUGUAGUGACUAUCAAGUGUCCUGGUCCAAGUUUUCUAAGGAGAACAUUCCAGGGAAGCCCUUCAGUUUCUGGAUGUGGCUGGAUUCAAUCCUGGAGCUCAUCAAGAAGCACUUGCUGCCAGUGUGGAAUGAGAACUAUAUCAUGGGUUUUGUGAGCAAAGAGAUGGAGCGUGCCUUGCUCAAGGACAAAGAGGCAGGCACCUUCCUCUUGCGCUUCAGUGAGAGCCACCUCGGGGGAAUCACCUUCACUUGGGUGGAGUACAGUGAAAACGGUGAUGCGAAGUUCAACUCUGUGGAGCCGUACACCAAGAACCGGCUCAGUGCUCUGCCGUUUGCAGACAUCAUACGAGACUACAAAGUCAUCUCAGACGGGGUCGUCCCAGAAAACCCGCUCAAAUUCCUUUACCCCAACAUCCCCAAAGAUGAGGCCUUCGGACGUCUUUACAACAGCCAGCCCAGCAAAGGCAAGAGAACAAUUUAUCCAUACAUAUCAUCUACCUUGAUCCCCAUCUCAGAACUGCGCCCAAAUGCCAGCACCACACCACCUUCUUGUCAGUCCCCUCAGCCCCCAAUGACUCCUGGAGAGUUUGACGUGCUCUGCUUUGACCUUAGUGACAUGAAUUCUCCAUAUUCAGAGUGAAGUGAGAUGAAACACCCAACAUUUUGAUCAGAAGUUUCCUGGCAGCGUCCUCCAACUGACCUGACUUCAUGCAGCCUCCAUUCAAUGUUAAUAUCAUGAUUAUCAUAAAUCAGUCAGGUGUUUUUACUUGAGAAUACAGGGGAUUUAUUCACUGUACUAUUGUUUUAUGUUUUUUUUUUUAUAUAUUCACGAGUGUUCUUGAAAGAGAUGUUUCAAUUGUCAGUCUGUUAAUCUGUGAUGACCUGAUUUUGAAUCAUUUUGUAUUUUAAAUAUUGACUUAUUUUCCCUCUAAGGUCAAGUUUGUAAAUAAGACAAAACUUUGAUUGUAAUCCACCAUAUACUAGAUACUUUAUGUCUACACCAGUUGUACCACCGUAUCUUUUGCUGAACUGGAAACAACUGAAACUGCAUUGUUACACAAUCUUCUGAUCCAACAUGUUACAAAGUGUACACUCUUAGUUACAUAAUUAUUCAUUAGUCAGGAAUUCAAAGCUAGCUCAUCUGCCCCCUACUGGCCAUCAGUGUGUACAGACUACUCAGCAGCACGGCAGAAGUUAGUGCUUUUAUUUUGGAAGAAUCCUGAAAUAAAAAGCCUGAAUUUAAUUACAA